Molecule: messenger RNA, 1749 nt
Organism: Hypoxylon trugodes
Lineage: Eukaryota; Fungi; Ascomycota; Sordariomycetes; Xylariales; Hypoxylaceae
Product: putative MFS transporter
Exons: 7
Coding region: 1-1749 (582 amino acids)
Biological process (GO): transmembrane transport
Molecular function (GO): transmembrane transporter activity
Source: RefSeq, a predicted model, not a curated record
AUGGCUAGCAUAGUCGCGCUACGAGCUAUGCUCUUUCGUCGACGGAAGAGUGAUUCGCAGAUCAUGACACAAAUUGAAGAACCGGAAAUCAUUCCGGGCACAGACAUUAUCUUCGCAGGCCAAGAUAACGGCGAAAAUCUUGCCACCAACGAUGUCGUACUUAUCCCUCAGCCAACCUCCAGCGCAGACGAUCCGCUAAACUGGAACCCAGCAUGGAAAUUCACUCUUAUCUUCAACCAGUUCGUCUUUGUGUUUGUCAGUAUACUGACGCCAAUGGCCAUCGCGCCUAUGACACUUAUUUUCGAGGCUGAGUUUCGCAAGACUCUGCCUGAAGUCAAUAUGUUAUUCGGCGCCGCGGCUAUUACUUUGGGAUAUGCGAACUUCUUCAUUGUGCCCGCCGCCAAUGCAUGGGGCCGCCGUCCCGUCGUACUGGUCUGUGGUCUCAUCUGUAUUUUGGCCAAUGUCUGGCAAGCCCUCAUUACCAGCUACUCUAGCUUCCUAGGCGCUCGUAUAAUCUCGGGGAUGGGUGCUGCUGCGAAUGAGAGUAUCAUGCCUAUGGUCAUUGCAGACUUAUUAUUCCUACACCAAAGGGCUAGCAGUAUGGCCUUGUACUUUUGGGCUUAUUUCCUUGGUCUAUUCUUUGGCCCUAUAAUAUCAGGCGCGAUUGCUGCGCAGAUCUCCUGGAGAUGGUUUUUCUGGAUAUGCACCAUUUUGCAAGGCGCAAGCUUCCUCUUCCUCCUCUUUGCUCACCCAGAAACCAAAUAUGACCGUCCAGCACUCAAAACAGCUACAAGCACCCCGACAACAACGGACGGAAGAUCCUCCAAUACAACCAUGGAAAAGCAAACAGAAGGCAUGAUAUCAAGUUCAAAUUCGUCCACCCGCACCCGACCUCAGAUCCUUCAACCCCCACCAGCCGUCACAUCAUCCCAGCACAUCGCCAAUGGCUACCCCUCCCGGGCGCAAUUCUACCUCCUACCACUUCGCACACGCCUAGGCUACGGACCAACCUACGACGACGACCAAACCAGGCGCGAGAAGUUCAUCGAAAUCCUAGUACGGGACGUCCUCUCACCCCUCAAAAUCCUCUUCUGCUAUCCCAUCGUACUCUGGGCUUCAUUAGCAACCGGUUUCGCAGCCAAUUCUCUACUCGCGCUGAACCUCACACAAGCCCAAGUCUUCGGCGCCCCGCCGUAUCUCUUCGCCCCCGAUCAGAUCGGGUACGCGAAUUUUGCUUUCGCGGCAGGGGCUGCUGUCGCGUUGAUCACGGCGGGUCCGUUGUCCGAUGGUAUUGCGUUGCGUCGCGCGAGAGCACGUGGGGGUGUUCUAGAGGCGGAGAUGCGGUUACCAGCGCUGCUCCCGUAUAUCGCGGCGAAUCUUGCGGGUAUGGUUGUCGCGGCUGUGGGGUACCAGCGUGCGUGGCCUUGGGAGGCUAUUGUGCUUGUUGGAUACUCGCUUGUGGGUUUGCAGGUUGUGGGGAUCCCGGCGAUUGCGGUUGCGUAUGCUGUUGAUAGUUACAAGGCCCUUCCAGGCGAAAUCAUGAUCGCUGCCACGAUCGUGAAGAAUACCUUCGGAUUCGCGAUGAUAUUCUUUUUCAAUGACUGGGCGGCUCAAUCCGGUUAUGUUAGCCCCGUACUCAUGAUGAUGGGCCUCACCUUUGGCUCCUCUAUCCUUGGAGUAUGCGUUUUUGUCCCCUACGGAAAGUAUUUCCGUCGCUUGACCAAGGACUCCAAACUGCACUACUUGUAA